This is a messenger RNA of Cydia amplana, 706 nucleotides long. RefSeq lists its product as uncharacterized. NCBI's taxonomy places the organism in Eukaryota, Metazoa, Arthropoda, Insecta, Lepidoptera, Tortricidae. The transcript has 3 exons. The record is from RefSeq and is a predicted model, not a curated record. Bases 102 to 650 code for a protein of 182 amino acids.
GUUGCGUUGCUUACUUGUUUUGGCGUUUACCGCGCUCGAAAUAAUCUUCGUCUUUUAAUUUGAGUGUGCUUACUGUAAUAAUAACGACACUGAACCAUAAAAUGCAACAACAAGAUAUUGAAAAGUUGUACUUUGUACCUUUCAAAGCUGUGCAAAAAGUGACAAAAUUCAUUAGAAACUCAACUAAAUGGGAAAAGGAAGCAUGUCACCGCAGCCUUCUGAAUCUCCAGGAUGCGCACAAUCAUUUUCACAAACCCGAGCCAGGGUCUACACUGUUUAUGAAAAAUGUAUUAUUCAAAUGUGUGAGGUCUGCCAUUUAUUCUCAUAAUUGGGAUAAGCUCUUAUAUAUCCUUACAAAGAGUACCAUUAUGGAUAAUAGAAGACGUAUGUAUAGUGAUGAAACGAAUUCUGAAAGGCUAAAAUUCUAUUUGAAGGCCUUCACAAUAUUGUUGAUGAACCACCCGUAUGCCAGAGCCCACGGUCUGCUGGAUGAUUACAUGCACAUGGUGCUGUCGUGCCGCACACAGGAGAGUAGGCAGGCCAUCAUGAAGGUGCUUGUCACAUUGACGGACACUCUCUAUUCUAAAGUGUUGGCAAAUAGGAAAAAUAGAUUGGAGAGAGAUUUGGAUGGACUGGUUGAACUUAUUUAAAAAUAUUACCACCGUUGUUUGUGAUAUUUUUCAGCAAAGGGUAUCAUUUAACUUUG